CGUACUAUCUAUUCUGUACACUUGUGAUAGCACUGGUGUUUUACAUCAUAUAGUUUAGCUGUAUAUUCAGUUUAGCAGCAGAUCUAGUUUAGUAGUAGCACUUAGUUUAAUUAAACCAUGUCGGAACGCGAACCCCUACUAGGGAAUGGGUCCCUCAGAAAGAGAUCCGUUGCGGAAAUUUUGACCAGUGUACCACCUGGCUCAACCGAUCCGGUGGUGGACGGAGGCACUGAUGAUGUAUCAAAUAUAAGAGCUGUCACCAAUAAAGAACGCGACGAGGCCGAAGGAGGCAGCACACGUAAGGCGUCCAUAUUUAGCGACGACUGCGAGGAUGAAAUGAAAAGGGAACAACUUAGUGCAUGGAAGUGGUUUACAGGAACUUUCUUUGGCUUUGCGACACAGGCGGGGCUGCUGCUGAUUGUGAUCGGUAUCUACACAUUCACCCCUCUGUUCGUCAAUUAUUCCAAGCAAGUGUAUAAUGGACUAGCAGGCGAUUAUGCUGCACAGGCUUCCGAGAGCCAGCAUCUUAUCCGCCGCGACGCUGAGAUCAACCUCGCUCUGGCGAAUUGGCCGUCGUCGCAGAUUGCGCAUGAUUUGUCCAACAAGUAUUUUGAUGCAAAGUGGUCAGGAGACCUUGUGCUUCCAACUGUGGGUGACUAUGUCUUCUAUCUUAAUUCGGGGGAUCCCACAGCCAAAUUGGAGAUUAAUGGCAAAUCAGGAAAUCCUCACAAACUCACGGUAUCGGCCGGUGACGAUAAAUUCCCGGUCAAGCUCCACGUGCACGAUAUACCGUUUGAGUACAAGGAAGGCAGCGAUAUAUCCUUUACAUACACGGGUCCUGGUACGGCCGAGAAGCAAGUUCUGGUGUCAAGGUUUCAGACUCUGUACGACUCAAAUGUUAUAACUACACCCGUGAAGGGUAAGCCCUAUCUAGAUGCAUCUCCCACAGCGAUUACAAAUACUAUGUCAUGGUUGAUGGGGUUGUCGAUAGCUUUAAUUUUUGGACUACAAGAGGGCGAGGUUAUGAAGUAUAUCAAAAUGAUUUACAACCCCGCCAACCUGAUGGCUUUUGCGCCGGCUGCCAUUGGAUGGUGUCUGGCUGAUGUCUUUGAGGUACUCGCCAACACUGGACUGGACCCCACCACCUAUGUGGUGUUAUCUCAGGCACGGCUUGUCAUGACAGCGUUCGCCAUGAAGGUGAUGCUGGGCCGUGAGCAAAGCUCCAUUCAGUGGGGAAUCCUCACUAGUCUUAGUGUGAUUUUAAUCGCUUAUAAUCUCAUUGACCCCAAGUCCGGCGGAUCGGGCGACCAAUCUCAGUGGUGGAUGGGUUUCUUCGCAACCAUUAUCAAGGUUACCCUGUCCGUGCUGUGCGGCGUGUAUGGCGAGAAGUACUUCAAGGGCUAUGGACAUCUUCCCUUCUUUGUCCAAAUUACGAACAUCACCGCCGUGUCCUGUCCAGCGGGCUGGUGUAUCCUUCCAUUGGUGUCCUACAUGCGUGACACUCCGCUACAAACGUACGGGGUUUUCGGCGGCCCUGAUGGAUCGUGGACUUGGGCGACUUGGGUUGUUGUAGGGCUCUACGUGACCCGUUUGUGGGUAACCAAUUUGGCCGUCAAACGGUUCGACGCGCUUGUAAAGAAUCUGUGCAACGCCGGUGCAGCCGUGCCCACUUACUUCAUCGGCGUGUAUGUGAUGCACUCUAUGGAGCUAGAUAUCCGCAAGGUGCUACUCAUUGCUGCGGUAGUUAUCGAAGUGGCGAACUUCUCGAUGUCCAAGUCGUAUGUAAAAGCAACCUAGAAUUGUAUACCGGGAGUUUGCUAGCAAUCUAUUAUAAAAUCCAUCAAUAAAAGUCUUUCAGUAGAUAUCAUGUGCCAAAUCAUGAUUUAUAUUGAUGGCUAUGGUAUGGACUACACUUCAGA
Messenger RNA from Sphaeroforma arctica JP610, 1919 nucleotides. RefSeq lists its product as hypothetical. Gene Ontology annotation, biological process: pyrimidine nucleotide-sugar transmembrane transport. Gene Ontology annotation, cellular component: Golgi membrane. The coding region runs from base 118 to 1797 and encodes 559 amino acids. The record is from RefSeq and is a predicted model, not a curated record. Lineage: Eukaryota; Ichthyosporea; Ichthyophonida. The transcript is spliced from 16 exons. Gene Ontology annotation, molecular function: pyrimidine nucleotide-sugar transmembrane transporter activity.